AUGCCUCACCUAAAGGACGAGGAGCUAGGAAAGAAAGAUGACGACCACCGAAUCCCACCAGCACGCUCUUGGCAACUGCCUCAGCUUUCAAAUAUCCCGCGCCCUCGAAGGCUCAUUACUGCUCUGAUUGGUCUCGUGCUAGUCUAUCAAUUCUUCAAGCACAUGCCAACCGACCUAAGGCCAGCCCGUGAGCGAUAUGACCCAGCGAUUGCACGAUUCAGAGAGCAGAACCCUUCCCCUGUGGUAUCGCCAAACGAAAUUCCGUCAGAUUCGGAGACACAAGGAAGCAAAGAUAAGGGUAAAUUAUAUGAUGGGAAGAUUAAGCUCUACGAGCUGGCCAGCUCGCUGCCCCCGGAUAAACACUCGGAGAAUAUGCUCAGUAAUGCUGUGCUGUUCGCUGGAUCCAAUCUCCACAGCAUCGCGGACAUGCUACCUUUAGCUUGUCGAAUGGCACGCGAGCAAAGAAAUCAUGUCCACCUAGCCCUAUUCGGCAAAGAAGAGGUUUCGGUCGAGGGAAUUAAGCAGGUGAAUGGCAUUGUGGACUCUGACUGUCCGAUCGUAUGGCAUGACUGUCGACCUGAUUAUGCUGCCCAGUCUACUGAUGAUCGACUGGCCCGGUCUGUCAAAGGGGGUCUCGGUUUCAUUCAGACCUACAUCGCCCCAGAGGUCAUUAUUACCCAAAGUAAGGAUUGGGAAGACUCUUUUUUCUGGGGAGGACUGAAGCGCCAUCUAUGGGAAGUUGGCAUUUCCCACAUUGCUCUUCCGACCACCUCCACGGAUCUCAUGUGGAUAGCAUCCAUUGAUAGUACUGCGCUUAAAGUCUGGAAUGACAUUCGUGUCGACAUCGUUGUCCACGCAUCCCAAUCGGCGGGCUCUCUUAUCAGACUUCUCCGAUCGCUAGACGCUGCUGAUUAUCUGGGAUUUACACCCAAAUUGACAAUAGAGCUUCCGCCGCAGAUAGACCAAACAGACUUACUGGGGCAACUGAAGGACCUAUCCCAGUUGAAAGAACAGAUCACGCUUCGGCGGCGUAUUCAACCGCAUUUUAUGGACCCUGUCGAAGCUUCUCUUCGAACGGUGGAAUCUUUCUACCCUCUCAACCCGGAGGUAUCUCAUGUGCUAAUGCUGGCUCCGAACACCGAAGUGGCACCAUCGUUCUACCACUACCUGAAAUACAGCAUUUUGGCCUACAAACAGUCUGCUCGGUCUUCGUCAUCCAAGCUCCUUGGAAUAUCUCUCGAGCUUCCAUCUACCAAGCCUACCAUCAAAGACGAACCUUUCAUUUCGCCGCUCUCAGAAGUCAAAUCGGGAUUCAUUCCCUCGUUUCUCUGGCAAGCUCCUAAUAGCAACGCAGCAAUGUACUUCGGAGAUAAAUGGGCUGAAUUUCAUUCGUUUCUUUCACAUCGCCUUGAUAUCUCGGAUUCAAAAGCAAGCAUCCCUUCUUCAGAAAAGCUUGUUUCCACAAGAUAUCCCUCCUUUAUGGAAUAUUUACUAGAGAUGAUGCGGGCCAAAGGAUACUAUAUCCUCUAUCCCUCGUUCCCCGGGACUGGGGCCUCAUCUCUGGUGACGGUUCAUCAAGACUUGUCUCAGUCUCCAGAAGAGUUCGUCCAUGAGACAAAACCUGGAGUAUCUGGGGACAAGGACGUCGACGACAUUGAAAUGGUGCCACCGGGGCAAAAACCGAAUCCAGAAUUGACUAUUAUGACCCUAUUUGACACUUUUGACCAGGGUCUUCCAGACAUGGAAACUUUGCCUUUACUAUCAUUUGAUGGAGAGCAGUUGACCCAAGAAAAGUACAGUCAACAGACCAAGGAGUAUUCUCAACAAUUCCGAGCUCACUACGGAGGUUGCUCGAGUAAUCAAGAGGGCGCUGGAUUUUUCCCCAAUGAUCUAUUUUGUCUGGAGUGA
Molecule: messenger RNA, 1908 nt
Organism: Penicillium longicatenatum
Lineage: Eukaryota; Fungi; Ascomycota; Eurotiomycetes; Eurotiales; Aspergillaceae
Exons: 4
Coding region: 1-1908 (635 amino acids)
Source: RefSeq, a predicted model, not a curated record